UUCAAAUUAAAGAUGUCAAAAAAAUUACCGAUAUCGUGAAUAUGAAUAGAAAAUACAAAAUCUUUUAUUUAUUAUAUAUUAAACUGCUUGUAAUAAUUAAUGUAAUAAAGAGAAGUAAAUAAUAAUAAUUGCUCUAGAAUAGAUGUAACUCAUAUUUUUGUCGAUAUGACAAUACAUUACACGAUUUAGCAUCUUUUAAAAAUUGGGAUGACACCUUUCACAAAUAAGUGAAAACGUUUACGAAGUAAUAUCAGAUUACGACAUAUAUAAUUAAGAAAAAUCAUCUAUUACUUAACACUAAGAUAAUGAUGAAGAUGAAAUAAAAGCAAAAAAAGCAAAAGAAACAACUUUAGACAAUUCUGAUGUUGAUUCUGAUCAGUCUUGUCCAAUAUGCAUGGAUUUAUGGACUAGUUCAGGAGAUCAUCGUUUAUGUUGCUUAAAAUGUGGACAUUUGUUUGGACAUAGUUGCAUUUUAAAAUGGUUGCAGACUUCUUGUACUAGUGCAAAUCGCCGGUGCCCACAAUGCAAUAGGAAAGCUGCUGUAAAAGAUAUCAGAAUGUUAUAUGCCAAAAAAUUGACUUCAAUAGAUACUGCAGAAUUAGAUAAAUUAAAAGAACAAUUAAAUAGUGUUAAUUCAGAAAAAAAUCGUAUAGAAAUGGAACUUUCAAAAUCUACUUUAAGACAAAAAUUAUUUGAACAACAAAUUGCUGCCAUGAAAAAUCGGAUAUCUGAGCUAGAGAGUCAGCAAUCAGAAAUAACUAUUCAUUCAAGCCAAAAUAUAUCUAAACAUAUGAUUAAAAAGUUCCAUUUAGAUCGAUCUAUAGAAAUAUGUAAGGAUGGUGGUUGCCGUGUAUUAGAUUAUAACCCGUGGUGUGGAUUUUUGGUUGUAUCACAGAAAUCAACAAAUACUUUAUUCUCAGGCUAUGGUAUUAAAAAAAUUGAUUCUGAUGAAUUUCAACCACGCCAGUUUAUUCUUUUGCAUAACGAAGUUAUAAGAGAUGUUACAUUUAAUACAUCUCAGCAAUCAUUACUGCUUAGUGUUGGUUUUGAUAAAUGUGCAAAAUUACUAGAUAUUCAAAGCCAUAUUAUCAUGCAUACUUAUCAAACAGAUUUUCCAUUGUGGAGUUGCUGCUGGUCAGGCAAUAAUUCACAUGUGUUUUUUGUGGGUGCACAGAAUGGAUCUAUAACACAAUUUGAUAUUAGACAAACUUCUAGUGCUGUAGAAAUUUUAGAUAAUCCAGGCGACAGGUCACCAGUAGUUUCUCUAGCAACAGUGCCUUCUAAUUCGGGUAGCAGUAUUACUCAGGGUGGAUUCAUAGCAUGUCAUUUGAGUACCUGUUAUGCUUAUGAACAGAAAGAUUCAAAAUAUUUACCUAAACAAAUAUUUCUUGAAGGUCCGUUUGUAUUUGCGUGUUAUGAUGAAAAGAAUAAUCAUACUUUAAUAUCUUCUCGACCAAACGUUAGACAACCUCAUGCGAGACACAUAGUGUGCACUCUAGAAAAAGGCAAUGAGGAAUCAAUAAUUUGUAAUGUAGUACACACGUUCCACGCUGGUAAUUCUCAACAAUUAUUAUCUCGACCAUGUUUCAUAAAUGUUGAAAAUGAUACAUUAGUUGCUGCACACCAAGAAUCUACUAGUAGUAUAUCAUUAUGGAGUACAUCCACUGGAAAACAAGUAAAUAGUCUCCCUGUUUCUGAUCCUGUAGUAGAUAUGUGUGCAAUUGAUGUUACUAAUAAUUUAUUCUUGGCAACGCUUUCUUCAAAAAAAGUUAGAAUUUAUAAUCAUGGAUAACUAUCAUUGCUAUAAAAAUGAAUAAAAAUAUCUUUUUCUUCAUCCAUGCAUCAUACAUUUAUAAUGUGAUAGUUACAUGACAUAACUACUAAUAUUGUACUUUUUUACAUGCUAUUUUAAACUAUAUGUUGACAAAAAUAAGUAAACAAAUACAAAAUCUGAACUUAGAAAUGUGAAGCAUAAAUUUUCUUAUUAAUGAUAAUACAAAAAACUUUCAUAUACAUAAUUUAAAUUACGAAAAAAUACUAUAAUAAAUUCUAAUUUUACCAUUUUCUAUUUAAAGAUAUACAUAUUUAUUGCUAAUCACUUAUGCAAUGAAUAUUUGUUAUAUAAAUGUAUUUUUCUA
This is a messenger RNA of Heterotrigona itama, 2138 nucleotides long. Lineage: Eukaryota; Metazoa; Arthropoda; Insecta; Hymenoptera; Apidae. The record is from the annotation of a GenBank genome assembly.